Molecule: messenger RNA, 543 nt
Organism: Lycium ferocissimum
Lineage: Eukaryota; Viridiplantae; Streptophyta; Magnoliopsida; Solanales; Solanaceae
Product: large ribosomal subunit protein eL43-like
Exons: 5
Coding region: 115-393 (92 amino acids)
Biological process (GO): translation
Cellular component (GO): ribosome
Molecular function (GO): structural constituent of ribosome
Source: RefSeq, a predicted model, not a curated record
AUGAUGAUUUAACUUAUCCUUUUUUCGUAAUAGAAUUGUAGGGUUUGUUUUUUGCCGCUGCUACGUCGUCUUCUUCAACCCUCCUCGUCCAGUGUGCUUCCUUAACUCGUCAAAAUGACCAAGAGGACCAAGAAGGCCGGUAUUGUCGGGAAGUACGGUACCCGUUAUGGGGCUAGUUUGAGGAAGCAGAUUAAGAAGAUGGACGUCAGUCAGCACAGCAAGUAUUUUUGUGAGUUCUGUGGGAAGUACGCUGUGAAGAGGAAGGCUGUUGGUAUUUGGGGUUGCAAAGAUUGUGGCAAAGUCAAAGCAGGGGGUGCCUAUACACUCAACACUGCAAGCGCUGUGACUGUUAGGAGCACCAUCCGAAGGCUAAGGGAGCAGACAGAGAGCUAGACACUUCGAGCGUUUUACUUGUCAAAAAGAAACUUUGAGCAUUUUAAUUCUUACUUGAAUUUGAUUUGGAGUUACUUUUCGCUGUUGAAUGUUUAAUGCAAGUUGGAAUGCUUGAUUUUGCUAAUAGCGAUAUCUGUGUUUUUUGCUGUU